CGACCUCACCCUUCGGUAUCCGGACCAUUCGAGCACUGAGAUGGCCAGAACAACAUUCUUGGACCUUAUACGGAUGCAAUGGCGCACGGUACCACCCGUAGUCCAUGCUGACCUAUCCGGGAAAACAAUGAUGGUCAUCGGAAGCAGCGGAGGGCUAGGAUUGGAAGCUGCGAAACAUCUCGCGAAGAUGGGUCCGGCGAAGCUCGUUCUUACCGCCAGGGAUGAGGCACGAGGAACUGCGUCUGUGCAAGAGCUCAAAAGAGAUACUGGCUACGACGCUGAGCUACGGCUCGUGGACCUUGCGAAGCUCUCCUCUGACUGCCAGGUUACUCCGCAACUGAAGAUGGAUUUGAGACUGCCUGUCAAUUAUCUUUCUGCCGUCAUCGUCACCUUGUCAUUUCUCCCUCUUCUCACCGACACUGCGAACAAAUACGGCGUCAGACCGCGAAUCGUCCAAGUCGUCAGCGACACGGGAUAUUGGAAUGUCGGGUUUGAUGAUGAAGUUAUGCACAGCGGUAACGUUCUCCGCAAGCUGAGCGAACCGUCGUAUUGCAACCCCCGAGUAUUGCGGGAAAGGUAUGCGUUAUCCAAAACAUUGAACUCGAUGUUUAUCAAGGCCCUCAAUGAGCACCUGCCGCCGACUUCACCCGUCAUCUGUGCGAGCGUUAAUCCCGGCUAUUGCAUCUCAGGGCUUCGUCGCCACCUAAGCAGCGGUGUAGCCGGUUUGAUGUUCACAGUGAUGGAUGCCCUAUUGGCCCGAACGACAGAACAAGGAUCACGACAGAUCGUCUUUGCAGCCGUGGGCCACGCUGAUGCUGAGGACUCUUUGAAGGGAGCAUACAUUUCUCUUGACUAUGCGUUCACGGAGGAAAGCGACUAUAUGUGCAGCGCAGAGGGCGCCAAAGCGCAGAAGAAACUCUGGAACGAUACGCUUGACACCGUACGCGAGGUAUUCCCAGACCUAGCAUCGGUUGUUGCAGAUUAUUUGACGAUUUAG
Punctularia strigosozonata HHB-11173 SS5 is the source of this 997-nucleotide messenger RNA. RefSeq names its product NAD(P)-binding protein. Bases 41 to 997 code for a protein of 318 amino acids. The record is from RefSeq and is a predicted model, not a curated record. NCBI's taxonomy places the organism in Eukaryota, Fungi, Basidiomycota, Agaricomycetes, Corticiales, Punctulariaceae. The transcript has 8 exons.